This is a messenger RNA of Puma concolor (puma), 1665 nucleotides long. It is a transcript of the gene EPHX2, whose product is annotated as epoxide hydrolase 2. The record is from RefSeq and is a predicted model, not a curated record. NCBI's taxonomy places the organism in Eukaryota, Metazoa, Chordata, Mammalia, Carnivora, Felidae. Gene Ontology annotation, molecular function: catalytic activity.
AUGGCGCUGCGCGCGGCCCUGUUCGACCUGUACGGGGUCCUGGCGCUGCCCUCGCUGGCCGGGGCCUUCGUCCGCGCGGAGGAGGAGUUGGCGCUGCCCAGAGGCUUUCUGAAUGAAGCUUUCCAGAAAGGAGGCCCAGAUGGUCCCAGUGCCCGCCUCAUGAGGGGAGAGAUCACAUAUUCCCAGUGGGUGCCACUCAUGGAAGAAAACUGCAGGAAGUGUUCUCAGGACUCUGGAAUCCGCCUCCCUGAGAAUUUCUCUGUAAGUCAAAUCUUUGGCAAGGCGGCUGCAACAAAGAUCAACCACCCCAUGCUUCAGGCGGCUCUUGCUCUCAGAAAGCAGGGAUAUACAACCUGCCUCCUCACCAACAACUGGCUGGAUGACAGUGCUCAGAGGGGCAUCCUGGCCCAGCUGGUGUGUCAGCUGAGGCCACACUUUGACUUCCUGAUAGAGUCAUGCAGGAUCAGAAUGGCCAAGCCUGAUCCUCGGAUCUACAAGUUUGUACUGGACACCUUGAACGCCAGCCCCAAUGAGGUUGUAUUCUUGGAUGACAUCGGGGCGAAUCUGAAGCCAGCUCGUGACUUGGGGAUGGUCACCAUUCUCGUCCGUGACACAGACACAGCCCUGAGGGAACUGGAGAAAGUAACUGGGGUGCAGCUUCUCCAAGUUGCCACCGCUCUGCCAAUCGCGUGCAAUCCGAGGGACGUGAGCCAUGGCUAUGUGCCAAUAAAGCCUGGGGUGUGUAUGCAUUUUGUGGAGCUGGGCUCCGGUCCUGCCGUGUGCCUGUGCCAUGGAUUUCCUGAGAGCUGGUUCUCUUGGAGGUACCAGAUCCCUGCUCUGGCUCAGGCGGGUUUCCGGGUGCUAGCUCUGGAUAUGAAAGGCUAUGGAGAGUCGUCUGCUCCUCCUGAAAUAGAAGAAUAUUCCUUGGAAGUGUUAUGCAAGGAGAUGGUAACCUUCCUGGAUAAGUUGGGGAUCACUCAAGCAGUGUUCAUUGGCCACGACUGGGGAGGCAUGCUGGUGUGGAACAUGGCUCUCUUCUACCCGGAGAGAGUGAGGGCAGUGGCCAGUUUGAAUACUCCCUUCAUACCAGCCGAUCCCAGUGUACCUACGAUGGAGAAAAUCAAAGCCAAUCCUAUUUUUGAUUACCAGCUCUACUUCCAAGAACCAGGAGUGGCUGAGGCUGAACUGGAACAGAACCUCAGCCGGACUUUCAAAAGCUUCUUCAGAGCAAGUGAUGAGGCUUUUCUCUCCGUGAGCAGAGUCCGCGAAAUGGGAGGACUCUUUGUGAGAACCCCAGAGGAGCCCAGCCUCAGCCACAUCGUCACCGAGGAGGACAUCCAGUUCUAUGUGCAGCAGUUCAAGAAGUCUGGUUUCAGGGGUCCCCUAAACUGGUAUCGAAACGUGGAUGUAAACUGGAAGUGGGGCUGCACAGGUUUGGGACGAAAGAUCCUGAUUCCGGCUCUGAUGGUGACCGCGGAGAAGGACGUCGUGCUCACUCCAGAGAUGUCCAAGCAUAUGGAGGACUGGAUCCCCUACCUGAAAAGGGGACACAUUAUGGAUUGCGGACACUGGACACAGAUGGAGAAGCCCACCGAGUUGAAUCGGAUCCUCAUUGAGUGGCUGGAGACGGAUGCCAGGGACCCACCAGUGGUCUCGAAGCUUUAG